Molecule: messenger RNA, 1398 nt
Organism: Lodderomyces margitis
Lineage: Eukaryota; Fungi; Ascomycota; Pichiomycetes; Serinales; Debaryomycetaceae
Product: asparagine--tRNA ligase
Exons: 1
Coding region: 1-1398 (465 amino acids)
Biological process (GO): asparaginyl-tRNA aminoacylation
Cellular component (GO): mitochondrion
Molecular function (GO): ATP binding; asparagine-tRNA ligase activity; nucleic acid binding
Source: RefSeq, a predicted model, not a curated record
AUGAUCAGAACAAUACCAACAAGAUCGAAGCCGUACGGAAUAGUGCGAUAUUUAGGCACUAGUGCGUCCCUUACCCCAACAAUCAAAGAACAGUUACUUGCUUCUCCACCUGUUGGUUCAAUUCUUGAAGUGCGUGGGUUUGUCAAAAGUAUAAGAAAUUCGAAAAAUGUCGGAUUCUUGGACAUUUCGGACGGUUCAACAUCAAAGAUAAUCAAUGUAGUUCUUGUUGGUAAGAAUCAGCCUAAAUUUCAAGUUGGAGAGAGUGUGAUUGUCAAGGGCGAAUGGGAUAUAAGCAAGGGAAAGGGCCAAGAUAAGGAGCUCAAAUACAACCCCGAUGACCCUGACCAUACGUAUGAAAUCAUUGGCCGAGUACCCGAGGACUAUCCCUUGCAAAAGAAGGCUACUUCGAUGUCGUUUUUAAGGACUCUACCAUCAUUGAAGCAUAGAGCUUCAACAAUUGCGUCGUUUUAUAGACUACGAUCCUUUUUGGAAACGCAAAUGAUGGGUUUUUUCAACAACCAUAGCUUUACAAGAGUGAGCCCUCCAUUAAUCACAAGUUCAGACUGUGAAGGUGCUGGAGAAACGUUUGAGAUAAAACUGGCAGAGGAGUUUUUUGACAAAAAGGCAUAUUUGACGGUCUCUACCCAGUUGCAUCUUGAAGCGAUUGCGUUGGCUCUUAACAGGGCAUGGACAUUGACUCCUUGCUUUAGAGCGGAAGAUUCCAAGACUAAUAGACAUUUAAGCGAAUUUUGGAUGUUGGAAGCCGAGGUCUCAUACUUGGAUGAUUUGGAGCCUUUGCUAAACUUCACUGAAGAGAUGAUCAAAUAUGCCACAGGGAAGCUCGUGGAAAGAAAGGAGGACUAUCUUGAUGGGACAUACUUGGACAAAGAGGUUAUAGAGUCUAGGUGGAGACAUGUUCUUGGUGACUGGCGUCGCAUCUCUUAUAAUGAAGCUCUCGAUGAGUUGAACAGCAAAGGAGCGAACUUGAGAUUUGGCGACUCGUUAAACUUGGACCAUGAAAGGGUAUUAGCUGAAAGGGGUCCUGUUUUUGUUACUGAUUACCCAGCAUUGAUGAAACCAUUCUACAUGUCAAAGUCAUUAAAGUAUAACCAAGAGAAACCAACAGUUGCAUGUUUUGAUUUACUAUUGCCUCAGUUUGGAGAACUAGUUGGUGGAUCCUUGAGGGAGCAUAAUUAUGACACACUUGUCGAAUCGAUGCUGAAUAACAAUAUGGAUCUAGAAGACAUGGACUGGUACACUAAUUUGCGUAAAUGCGGUACUAUUCCACAUGGUGGCUUUGGUAUGGGCUGGGAACGAUUUGUGACUUAUUUGUCAGGACAUGAUAAUAUCAGAGACUUGGUUCCAUUUCCAAGAGCUCCUGGUCUUUGUAAAGCGUAG